AAGUUUUUAUAAAGUAACUAAAAAUGAAUAAAACCAAAGCUAAAGGCCAUUCAAAAGGCGCUUCAAAACUUAAACAGAACGGAAUUCAACAGAAUUUACAUAAAGAAGGUAUUUCAACAUCUACAAAGUCUAGUUGUGUUGAAAAGGUGCCAGCAACAGGAAAAAAUGGUUUAAUAAAUGGAUCUAUUACUGAAAAAUGCAACAGCUUAGUCAAAAGUCCAAAAGCUAGUGAAAGAAAAAAUAAGACAAAAUAUUCUUCAAACAAAGAUUGUGUUUCAUCUGAUGUCACACAUAGUGAAACUAUAUUAAAUAAAAUAAAUUCCUUAGAUAAUAUUUGUGAUAAAGAAGGUGAUACCACGGCAAACAAUUGCAAUGACAUUUUAAAUACUGCGGUUAGGAGUACGAGCCAACAAAGUAGUGAGUGCAAUCAUUCUGAUUUUGAUCAUUAUGACGAAAGAGCAACAAGUGGAUCAAAAAUAUCAAUAGUGGAGGAGCAAAAUGCAUGUAGCAUUGAAUCAACUAGUAAAGAUGUCCCAAAUAAAACUGCUUUAAGUAUAUCGGAUCGUUCCAGUUUUGAAAUUGAAUAUCUUACAGAAGAAGUAUCAAAAACUAUUUUAAAUGAUGAAGAAAUUGUGGAGCUACAAGACGGUCAGGAAUAUUUAUCACCAGCAUUGGAUUGCUUACCCUCUACUUCCUUAGGAAUUAGGACAUAUUUAACUUUUCCUGCUGAAAGUGAGUCUAAAAUGGGAAAAAUGUCUGCUUCUGAUGACUACGUAGAUGUAUUGAAAAAAAUUGAAAUGCUAGAAGUUAAUCAAGACAAUUCAAGUAAACUAGGAUUAUCCAAUUCAAAUACAUUAGAAGCAGAGUCAAAGAAAAAAGAAAACGAAGAACUACCUCAGAUAGAAUAUGUUCAGUAUGAAUCUGAAUUGCAAAUGCCAAUGAUAAUGAGAAUUAUUCAAAAGGAUCUCUCAGAACCUUAUUCUAUUUAUACGUAUAGAUAUUUUAUACAUAAUUGGCCAAAGUUAUGCUUUUUAGCAAUGUGUGAAAGUAAAUGUGUAGGGGCAAUAGUAUGCAAGCUAGACAUGCAUAGAAAAGUGAUUAAGAGAGGAUACAUUGCUAUGUUGGCUGUAGAUGAAAAAUAUAGAAAAAGAAGAAUUGGUUCAACUUUAGUAAGAAGAGCCAUUGAAGAGAUGAUAAGUGGGGAGGCAGAUGAAGUUGUUUUGGAAACUGAAGUAACUAAUAAACCUGCAUUGAAAUUAUACGAACAAUUAGGGUUCGUAAGGGAUAAACGCCUGUUUAGGUAUUAUUUAAACGGUGUAGAUGCCUUACGGCUUAAGUUAUGGUUGAGAUGAAAAUAUGGAAAAAUUGAGGUGAAGUGUUCUGGCUAUACACUUGGAGCUUUUUAUUGUUGUUGGCUCAAUUAAUGAGGUUUUUGUUGGAAAAAUUAACUUGUUAUUCAUUUUUAUUUUUGUUAAAAGUUGCCUUAAAUUUUAAAUUGGAAGACUUCUAUUACAGCUCUUAUAAUAACCGCCGCGGAAACAAAACAAUUUCUCUGUUCACACUAUUACGCUACAAUCACUAUUAUACUUAUUGUAGAUGCUAAGAAAUACUUUUCUAUUUCAUUUUUUAUGUUAUUUUAAGCGCGUUUGAGUGUGAAUAGACUGCCUGAAGUUAAAAUUUAAAAGUUCGUCAAUAAACUUACGAUUAAUGGGGAAUAAUUUAUACACCAGCAAGAAAAAUGAUCAUAUUAUCUAUUAAAAUUAGUGUCAUAUCAGUAACUGCAGAAAAAGAUAUAUAGUAUGUGUCUGAAAUAAAUAAGUUUAACGAAAA
Agrilus planipennis (emerald ash borer) is the source of this 1830-nucleotide messenger RNA. Its product is annotated as N-alpha-acetyltransferase 30. Gene Ontology annotation, biological process: N-terminal peptidyl-methionine acetylation. NCBI's taxonomy places the organism in Eukaryota, Metazoa, Arthropoda, Insecta, Coleoptera, Buprestidae. The record is from RefSeq and is a predicted model, not a curated record. Gene Ontology annotation, molecular function: protein-N-terminal amino-acid acetyltransferase activity. The coding region runs from base 24 to 1352 and encodes 442 amino acids. The transcript has 2 exons. Gene Ontology annotation, cellular component: NatC complex.